AUGUUAUUUCGUCUUCUACUUGCAACAGCUGUGGUCAUUAAAGCUGCCAUAGUACAUCCGGAUACACCGAGCUACCUGUCACGAAAACUGCGUGACUUACGAAUGUCGUUAACGGAUCGUGUGGCGGAGUUUCUCUCGGCAUAUCCGCAACGCCCUUUCUCUGCGAUAGAGCUAAAAGGUAUGCUGGAUUAUAUGGUUCUACCCUAUUUGAGCUCGUCGAUGAGUAAUCGUGACGAAAAGCUCAUUGUGGCACCAUUGUCGGUCAUCAAAGUACUUGCUGCUGUGUGCUCAUAUCCGACACAUUACAAUAUCCUUGCUUUACGCUACGAAUGGAAUGGCCAUCGCGGAACACUUAUGGAACUAAUGGUGUCUCCCCUAUUAUGGCCAGGUCUUACGACGCACAUGUUGAAUAUCAUUCGGAAAGCCCUUCUUAACCUGCUUACUCUGGCAGAUGAACCACUAUCUUUUUCCGAAUUGGAUUACGAGGACAUUCCCAUGGGGAAAGGCCGUAAUUACGGUACAUGUAUCGUGGUAGCUCAUAUAAAGCCAGUCAUCCACUUUCUUGCUGAUACUGUGCAGAACUCUGUGAAGACUUUUAAUGCGAACAACUUGGAAUUGCUCAGCAAGUUGUCCGCAUACACUCCUGAUGGUGCUCUUGCCCGGCAGAUGGCUUCUACGAUUAUGGAUCACCUAGAAAGGAAAAUACCCAAAGAAGGAACUCUGAAAAAAUUACUCGAUGUCAUUGCAUGCCUUAUGAGAAAUGUUGAUGGUCCGGAGGAAUUCCUCAGACGUGUGGGACCGCUAUUUUCCAAAGCGGACGGUCGUGUAGCUCAUGAAGCGCUUGUUCGAAUCGUCGAAGGCUUGAUAGCAAAUGAUCACAUCAUAAGGGACAUUAAAGACCUGCUCAAAGUUGUAAUUGAUCUGGAGAGUUGGGACCGAACACGCAUAGACGAGCCAGACCACGAUCGUCGUCAUGCUGCGUAUAAUCGGCUCAAUGAAGUGAGUUGA
This is a messenger RNA of Cooperia oncophora, 1008 nucleotides long. The record is from the annotation of a GenBank genome assembly. NCBI's taxonomy places the organism in Eukaryota, Metazoa, Nematoda, Chromadorea, Rhabditida, Trichostrongylidae.